CAAAAUGGCUACCACGUAAAAAAUUACAAAAUUUGAAGUCUUGUCAAAAUUUAACUCAUCAAAAUAUUCAUUUCUAAAUUAAUAUGAAAACAUAAAAUUUGCACAUAAGAGACAAAAUUUCUAGUGUUAUAUGCAAAACAAUAAGUCACAGUCACAAUGGAAGCAAAUACACAAACUGAAGAAGUAUCUAUUUCAAACAUAAGUGAAUCCAAUGAAUCUUUGGAUACCUCUGAACCCUUAAAACUGAAGGAUUCUCAUGCAGAAUUAAUUCGUUCUAUUUUCAAACCAAAAACCUCUACCUGGGCUUUAUUUAAGUGGGACGAUGACGAUGCGAAUGAUUUUUCUGAAUCUAAAACCUCCCCUGUUACCUCAAUUGAUUCCCUUGAAGCCAUUAUUGCUCCUGAAAGCAAUCAGAUCAUCACACAGGAACCUUGCCUCAUAAAUGACAGUUGGUUGCUUGGAGGGCCCUUGGGGUCACGUAAUGCCACUUUGGUAUUCAGAAGUUCCGCCCUUGCUAACGCUAAUGAACUCUCCAUCCAUGAAAAACCAGGUUACAAACUCCACAUCACAUACAAAGUAUUACAAGCUGAAACUAAACUUUUAUCUAAGCUACUUGACUGCCAUGGUAUCUCAGAAGUUGCACCAAAUUCAUCCGAUUUUAAUUUACUAUGGACUGGAUCUCAUCCCAAACCUGGCACUUUAAAAUCUUUGGCACCACAUCAACGAGUAAAUCAUUUCCCAAGAUCUUAUGAAUUAACCAGAAAAGAUCGACUUUAUAAGAACAUCGAACGUAUGCAACAUCUUAAAGGCUUCAAAAAUUUUGAUUUUAUUCCCCAAACGUUUGUUAUGCCAGUGGAGUACAGAGACUUGUGUACAAGCCACAAUAGAAUUAAAGGACCAUGGAUUGUAAAACCUGUUGCUUCAAGUAGAGGCAGAGGUAUAUUUAUUGUUGAAACACCAAAUCAAGUGCCUCAAGAAGAACCUGUCGUCGUGGCCAAAUAUAUUUCAAAUCCCCUUUUAGUAGCCGGUCACAAAUGUGACUUGAGAUUGUAUGUUGUUGUUACCAGUAUUGAUCCUCUAUUAGUGUACAUUUACGAAGAAGGAUUAGUCCGUUUUGCUACUGUAAAAUACGACUCUAGUCAUAAGCAGCUGUGGAACCCUUGCAUGCACCUUUGUAAUUAUAGUAUAAAUAAAUAUCAUAGUGACUAUGUAAAAUCUGAUGACCCGUCAGCAGAAAAUGUUGGACACAAGUGGACUUUGAGUGCUUUAUUGAGACAUCUAAAGGCGGAAGGCAAAGAUACGGCAUUACUUAUGUCACAAAUUGAAGAUAUGGUUAUUAAAGCAAUUUUGGCAAGUGCCAACUCAAUAAUAUCUGCUUGUAAAAUGUUUGUGCCUCAUCCAUAUAAUUGUUAUGAACUAUAUGGUUUUGAUAUCCUAAUUGACGAACAUUUAAAACCCUGGUUACUGGAGAUCAACUUAUCCCCGUCUCUCAACUGCGAAAGCCCUUUGGAUGUCAGAUUGAAAUCUGCUAUGCUGGCCGACCUGCUGACUUUGGUCGGUAUUCCUGCUAUAGAUCCAAUUUUGAGGCCCUCUUCUAGUUCUACCCAUUGUAAAACAAACCAAAAUUUGAAUAUGAAACUAGGAAAUUGUCGACGAGUUUAUUCUGCUGACGGUCUUAGCAAUACUUUACCGAAAAAACAUGUCCCUUCUACCUCUAGCGCUCGAAGCAGAAUUUCUUCGGCAUCUUUGCACUGUUCAUCCGAAGUAUCUAGAAUAAUACGGAAUACAGUGGCUCAGUUUGAAAGGAGAGGUGGUUUUGUUAGGAUUUUCCCUGCCAUCGAUAGUUGGGCUAAAUACUCUCAAUACUUAGAUUCUACGACUGGAAUACCAAUAUCUGGCACAACAUCGAGUUACAGUUUAAAUGUCCCUCAUAAUUAUAACCUGUUACUUUAUAUGCAUCUGUUCCCAGAUGUUCCUAUUAAUACCAAAGGCAUUGAGAAAUUACCACACAAUCGGUAUACAUCGUUGGAUCGUAAUCGGGAUAAAACUCCUGUCAGUGGUAAACAAUCGAACGAAAGACUGGACAGGUAUGAAAGAAUGUUGAGUCAGGGCCACAAAUCGGCUUUGGUUCCUUGUAAAAUCACUCAAGAAUCUCACAGUAUUGAACUGAAAAAGAAAAUCGUUGAAAUGUUGAAAAAUGGCAAAAAAAUAACGCAAUGUGAGGCCAGGAAAACUUUUAGCCAUUACUUGGUUUGUAUUUUGAGAAAGAUAUCCAAUGAUCCAAGUCAGGAAGAUCACGUAGAGAUUGUUCUCAAAUUUCUACAGAAGGCUUCCAAUUAUUUAAGAACACCGUUCAACGUAAAGGCUCCUAGUCAUAAGCUGAAGCCAAAAGAUCGGGCUGCUAUAAUAGCUAAGCAGUUGAAUGACUUCCUGUAUUUGUACAAUAGGGAAACAGAUAUGUUUGUUGAUAAAACUGAAAAACCAAACCAAAUACCAGCUGGUCUAUACAAUGAGUUUUUAGAACAUGCCAGAGAAUGCGAUUUAGAGGAAGUAUUAAUCUAUCAAACAACUCAAACAGUGCCAAGUUACGCUGCAACGCCUGGCUUUCAAGGUAUAUUAAAGUGUAUUCCUAAUGUUUCAAAAUAUUAUGGUCUUAAACCGCCCUAUAAGUCAAAUAAAAGUAAAGGAUUAAAAGUUUCGUCAGUGUCUUGAUUUUGUUGUUCUCUUAGUCUAUCAUAAGUUUGAAAUGACGCCUUUUCUUUAAUUUAUACCAUAUCCCUGUUGUUUAAUAGUUACAGUCACACCUUAACAAGAAAUAUAUAAUUAAAUAUAUUAUGUACUUACCUGUAUAAAAUGUUAAUUUCUAUUAGUUGUGUGAUACUUUGACGUGGUUCACUUAAUAAUUUGAGCAGAUCAACAACCUUUUCUGUGAUACAUGUAGCUUGUAGCAAAUUAGCACAAAUUUACCGACAAACUUUAACAAGUUAGACAUUAUUACAGACCAUGUAAAUAAUUUACAUUCUAAUAAGCCUCAUUAUUUAAUAUUUAAUAAAAUGAAAACGUGAGUUUUCAUGUACAUAGGUAUGUUUUUGGUUAUGGUUAUAUUAUUUAAAGUAUUUUAUUUUGCGUUGUUAUUUCAGUAUUUUAUAUUUAAA
Messenger RNA from Anoplophora glabripennis (Asian longhorned beetle), 3155 nucleotides. RefSeq names its product tubulin polyglutamylase TTLL5 (gene TTLL5). The transcript has 13 exons. Gene Ontology annotation, biological process: microtubule cytoskeleton organization; protein polyglutamylation. NCBI's taxonomy places the organism in Eukaryota, Metazoa, Arthropoda, Insecta, Coleoptera, Cerambycidae. The record is from RefSeq and is a predicted model, not a curated record. Gene Ontology annotation, cellular component: cilium. Gene Ontology annotation, molecular function: tubulin-glutamic acid ligase activity; tubulin binding. The coding region runs from base 157 to 2712 and encodes 851 amino acids.